Messenger RNA from Lycium barbarum (goji berry), 1435 nucleotides. Its product is annotated as S-adenosylmethionine decarboxylase proenzyme 4-like. Gene Ontology annotation, biological process: spermidine biosynthetic process; spermine biosynthetic process. The transcript has a single exon. The record is from RefSeq and is a predicted model, not a curated record. NCBI's taxonomy places the organism in Eukaryota, Viridiplantae, Streptophyta, Magnoliopsida, Solanales, Solanaceae. Gene Ontology annotation, cellular component: cytosol. Bases 105 to 1148 code for a protein of 347 amino acids. Gene Ontology annotation, molecular function: adenosylmethionine decarboxylase activity.
AAAAAACAAGGAACAUAUUUCCACAUAAAUUUUCACUAUUCCCUUGUUUAAUUUCUAGCCAAAACCAUUACAGUUUUGUUGGUUUAUAUCUAGAAGUUUCAUUAAUGGCUGCUUCUGGAUUUGAAGGAUUUGAGAAGAGACUUGAGCUACACUUCUCAGGGGAUGAUCCAGUGAUUGACAAUGGCGGUCUACGGCUACUAGAUUUUAAUUCCUUGGAGGAAGUAUUACAUGCUGUGCAGUGCACCGUAGUGUCAGCUGUUGCAAACCAAUAUUUCGAUUCUUACGUACUAUCAGAAUCAAGCCUCUUUGUAUACCCUACCAAAAUAAUCAUCAAGACAUGUGGGACAACACAGUUGUUAAAAUCCAUCCGUCCAUUCAUCCACUUUGCAUCUCAAAUGGGACUUAUCAUAACAGAGUGUAGGUACACUCGAGGAAAUUAUAUUUUCCCUAAAGCCCAACCGUAUCCACAUACAAGUUUUAAGGAAGAAGUUAUUUACGUACAAGACCAAUUGCCUAAUCAUCUUUGUUACAAAAAGGCUUCUGUUAUGCCUUCUAAAUUUACUUCACAUGCAUGGCAUGUUUUUACUGCUUGUGAUAAGUUUUAUCCAAUACCAAUUCUUAGUGAUACGUUCACGGUGGAAAUUUGUAUGACGGAUCUUGACCGGGUACUUGCCCGAAAGUUUUUUAAAAAUUCUGACAACAACAACAAUAUACCUAGUGUGGUCUCACAAGUGGGGUCUGAUAAACUGAUGACGGAGGUAAUCGGUAUUGGAGAAAUCAAUCCGAAUGCUUUGAUUUGUGAAUUUGCAUUUGAUCCUUGUGGAUACUCUAUGAAUGGGAUUGAUGGAGAUCGUUACUCUACGAUUCAUGUAACGCCGGAAGAUGAUUUUAGUUACGCGAGUUAUGAGUGUGUGGGGUCCAUUGACGAUUGUGAUGACAUUAUUGGAAUUUUGAAGAGGGUUGUUAAGGUUUUCCGACCAGGGACGAUGUCGGUGUCGACAACGUGUUCGGGCAGUAACAAAGAGAUUUGGACCAGAAUUGUUAAAGCCGUCGAGCCACUAGGGAUGAAAAGGCGGAGUUGCACGAUCGAUGAAUUUCCAGCUGCCGGAACUGUGGUGUUUCAAACUUUUACGACAAUAAAAAAAUAGGUGAAUUUUAAUGUUGAAUGCAUCGUUUAAAUUCUGAAUUCGUGUUUAACCUACUAUAUAAUCUCAUGGUGGUGUACGCGGGAAAAGGUUUGAAAAAGUAUAUGGUUGAAGUAUUAAAGAAUUAGUAAAUCUGGCAUGUGUUGAUACAUUAUGAUAAUACAUAUCCCACUUAUGUUUUGUCGCGCACUCACGCCUAGCGAGAAUUUUGUAAACUUCUACUAUAGUUUAUUUCUCUGGUAAAGUCUUAACGCUUUUUCUUUUGCCUUAGUUUAAAAAUAGAGAGUAGA